Belonocnema kinseyi is the source of this 2409-nucleotide messenger RNA. RefSeq lists its product as uncharacterized. NCBI's taxonomy places the organism in Eukaryota, Metazoa, Arthropoda, Insecta, Hymenoptera, Cynipidae. Gene Ontology annotation, cellular component: cell cortex. Gene Ontology annotation, biological process: imaginal disc-derived wing hair organization. The transcript has 8 exons. The coding region runs from base 1 to 2409 and encodes 802 amino acids. The record is from RefSeq and is a predicted model, not a curated record.
AUGCUUACAGGAGUCAAGCUUCCAGUAUGUGGAAUCACUGGAGCCCAACAAUUGGGAAGAGGCGGAUGGUUUGAGUUCAGAAACUUAUCCAGUCCAGAACCGCCAUUUAAACUUUAUCGAGAUGAAGGAAGAACUUUUCUCCAGUGGAUUGGAGAAACUGGACUCAGGGAAGCCUCAGAGGGUAAAUUAGUUGUAGCAAAACUCAUCUGCAGAGACGCCUUUCCGGGAUCCACACAUCCUGAAGUUUUUACUCCUUGCGUCGCAUUCCGGGUGUCAGGAUCUUCUUCGAAAAACAGUGUUCGUGAAGUAACAUUCUCAUCCAGUUUCAAAAAAUCUGAUGGACUUUCAACCAUAGAAUAUACAGCCAUAGGAAUGUCCUCGAUUCUUUUAGCUUUAAUCUACGUAGCAAGUGUCUCUCUUUACUUGCACAGCAGAAAAUCCAAAAGAAAAUGCCCAGAAAAACCAGAAGUUGCCAUAACAAGUGGGAGAGAUGGAGCUGGUCUCGUUAAAAAUAAUCCUUUACUGAUGGCAACCUCAAGGCAUUUUGAGAGCGAUAGUGCUAUGAGUGAGAGCGAUUUAGGAGAUGAUCUUCCUCAGAGCGAUGGUGAAUCAGGAUUCGAAAAUGUUCACGUAACUUCAGCUUUAAUUCAUCCGCAUUACGACUAUUCAGAAGCACACGAAGGACCCUGUGGAUCGGGUUCAAUUUUGGGUGAAAGGAUACCAGACGAGGAUGUUAGAAUUGUUGAAACUGGUGACAAUACUCAUCAUCAAGACAACGCAGUUCUUCCUGGUACUCAAAGAAGAAAACUAUACUUCAAUCCAGCCUACUUUGACAGGCAACUAUUAUUGGCUCCACCUCCUGCAGCUGUCGAGUUCCUACUAAAAAUUCGAGAAGUCAUCGCCAUCGCCAAGCAUAAAAUGAGCGCGAAAAAAUUUGUUCCUUCUCUUAGUAAAAUUUCUGAAGAAGACAACCUUUCUGAACAGUGUAGUUCAUCAAACAAGCAAAAAGCAAACUCCAGUCGCGGUUCCAUAGGCAGAUCCAAAAAAUCUCAGCGAUGUUCUGGAUGUCCCGGUUGUUUAGAAUCACGUCCGUAUCUCCAAAAUCUUCCAGGAAACGCGAAACCAAUUCCCGGGGAAAGUAGAGUUCGAGCUUGGCUAGAAGACGUAAAACCACCAGAACGUCGUUGGAAAGAGCCAGCAGACGAGGGAAAAUACUUCCAAGAAAAUGCAAGAACAUUCGCACGCAGUCUUGAAUACCUUAAAGAAAUCACCAAUCAAUACGAUUUCAAAACCACAGACAGAUCAAAUUUACCCACAAAACCCUUCUCUUCCUGGAAAGACAAUCCUCCAAUGCUCAGAACAUUUCGCCACAUCGCCAAGAGUGAAAUACUCGAAAAUGAUGACAAGUUCAGCGUCGCUCAAAGAUCCACAAAAUCCAUGUUCGAAGAACCAGUCUACGAUAAACUUCAGCGACGACUUAAAGACGGUUUUACAUCCUUUGAUCCACAUCAAAACAACGAAAUCAACGCAAAGGUCAGAAAAGCGAUCGAAAAUUCCUUUAUCAAGCAGAUGGAAGAAAAUGCGGCUCUAGAAAUGAAGGUCAACGGAAAUUCGAACAUGCAGAGAAAUCCCAAUAUGCAGAAAAAUGUCAUUCCAACUGUAGAUAAACUGAAAGUAGAGAAAGCAGAAAAAUUAGAAAAAGCCGAACUUGUUGCUCCUUAUAAAAGGCCACGUAAGGCGAAGGCACCUCUGGGACCGAGGAAACUUCCGGACAUGAUAAAGGAACUACCCAAUGGUAUAAAUACGGCUAAGCGAAUUAUGGAUGCAGUUAUUAAAGAACUGGUGGAUGUGAAGGCGUUGGAACCUUGUCCAAAAUCGCAAAAAUGUCCAAAAUCUCCUCAAAUUUAUGAUUACGAAGUUGACAGUUUGGAGAGAUCAAAGUCUGAUAGAAAACCUUCGAAAUCUCCUGAAUCUAUUAGUCAUUCGAGUCCUACUUUGUCCACGGCUUUGCCCAUGGAAGAAGAACUGACGAUGCAGAAUGCGAUCAUCAAUGCUAAUACAGGAGAGAUGACCAUUUCGAAAAUGAAGAAACAGGCGCGUAAGAAGAACUACUACAAUCUUCCAGAAAUUAUUUCUCAAAAAGAGGGUUAUUCACUUGUAAGUGAAGUGUACGUAAAUGAUGGUUACGCCAGUCCUACCGGUAGUGAUGACUCUGGACCAGAAAUCCAAUACGAACCCGAGAAUCCGGGACAUCUGACCAUCAAGGUUCAAGAUUCUCCCAGAAACUACGUAAAACUGGAUGAAUCAGAGUACGAACCAGACACUCUAGAUCGAAAACCAAUGAAGCUGAAGAUAAAUGGCGAUGUUCAACUCCUUGGAGAGACCAAGUCAAAUUCUUUUGCGAAGUAA